CACUGCGCCUCUAAAUCUCACAUCACUCUCUUUUCUGCAAUCUGCAAAAAACCAAACCAAAUCAAUCCAAAAUCAUGGCUGAGAGAGGCGGAGAACGCGGCGCAUUCUCUCGUGGGUUCGCCGCAGAACGUGGCGGUCGAGGUCGUGGAGACCGUGGCCGAGGCCGUCGUCGUGGCGGCCGUCGUGAAACCGAAGAAGAGAAAUGGGUUCCGGUUACCAAACUUGGUCGGUUGGUAAAAGACGGUAAAAUAUCAAAACUUGAAGAAAUUUACCUUCACUCUUUACCCAUCAAAGAACACCAAAUCAUUGACCAAAUCCUUCCGGGUCUAAAAGACGAAGUGAUGAAAAUCAUGCCGGUUCAGAAACAAACCCGAGCCGGACAACGAACCCGGUUCAAGGCGUUUGUGGUUGUUGGUGAUUCAAAUGGACAUGUUGGGUUAGGUGUUAAGUGUUCCAAGGAAGUGGCGACUGCAAUUAGGGGUGCGAUUAUUUUGGCUAAAUUGUCGGUAAUUCCGGUCAGGAGAGGUUACUGGGGGAACAAGAUCGGAAAAGUGCAUACUGUUCCGACUAAGGUGACCGGGAAAUGUGGGUCAGUGACUGUUAGGCUUGUGCCUGCUCCUCGUGGUGCUGGGAUUGUGGCGGCUCGUGUGCCGAAAAAGGUGCUUCAGUUUGCUGGGAUUGAUGAUGUGUUUACUUCUUCCCGUGGAUCUACUAAGACACUUGGCAACUUUGUUAAGGCUACAUUUGACUGCUUGCUGAAGACUUAUGGAUUUCUUACUCCAGACUUCUGGAGAGAGACCAGGUUCAGCAAAUCUCCCUUCCAAGAGCAUACUGAUUUGCUUCAAAAGCCCACCACAAAGGCAAUCACUUACACUGAAGAGGCUGUUGAUAUUGCUGCUUAAUAUCAUCUAGCAUUUGGGAGGAGAAGAUGUUAUGUUGUUAGGACAUUUUGAUAUAGAUUACCAGUUGCUUUUAAACUUUUAAUGUUUGAGUGAUACUUAUUUUGUCCUUGGCAUCGUGGCACAAUCAGAUUUUGAUGUUAUGGUUGUUUUCUAGACUGGUUUUUAUGUUAUAAAUGUUUUGUGGAUCAUUAGACCCA
Erigeron canadensis is the source of this 1099-nucleotide messenger RNA. RefSeq names its product 40S ribosomal protein S2-4. Gene Ontology annotation, cellular component: ribosome; cytosolic small ribosomal subunit. The coding region runs from base 75 to 902 and encodes 275 amino acids. NCBI's taxonomy places the organism in Eukaryota, Viridiplantae, Streptophyta, Magnoliopsida, Asterales, Asteraceae. The record is from RefSeq and is a predicted model, not a curated record. Gene Ontology annotation, molecular function: structural constituent of ribosome; RNA binding. Gene Ontology annotation, biological process: translation. The transcript has 2 exons.